GCAACAGUGACUUCAGUUGAGUGUUUGAGAGAGUUUGUCACCGAGCGACUAACUACUUCUGCUGAAGAAAUAUUGUUGUAGUGUUGUUGAAAAAACUAUCGUCAAGUACGAGGAAGAGAUCGCUCGGCAGCACAGAUAAAGUUUCACAGGAUAGAGCUCCCACAGCAACAUGUCUGUAAGGAGGAGGAGGUUCUCUCUGACCAGCAGCUCUGUAUUCAGGAGAGGAACUCCAGUCUGGACCAAGAGGACCCAGAGCCUCCACAGAUUAAAGAGGAACAGGAGGAUCUGUGCACCAGUCAGGAGGGAGAGCAGCUUGUACUGAAGCAGGAGACUGAUACCUUUAUGUUGACUCCUACUUAUGAGGAAAGUGACCACAGUGAAGGUCAGACUCUGAACUUCAAUCCUGAUGAUGACACUCUAAGUGCAGCUGAGAAAGAGUCUGUAGCCAACAUGCCAGUUAUAACCUCUGUGGAAUCAGAAGCAAACAGUGACCACCAGCUCCUCUCUCACAACUCUCAUGAAGCUGAGAGCCAAGAUCAGAAAGGAGGCGAGCAUGAAGACUCAGGAUCAACUAGAAAUGCAGAGCCAGAACCAAAGAAGAGACAACGCAAGAGCAGAAGUCACAGCAACAAUUUGAACAACACUACCUUGGCAGAGAUCCACUGUAAUACUCAAACAGAGCUCCCACAGCAACAUGUCUGUAAGGAGGAGGAGGUUUUCUCUGACCAGCAGCUCUGUAUUCAGGAGAGGAACUCCAGUCUGGACCAAGAGGACCCAGAGCCUCCACAGAUUAAAGAGGAACAGGAGGAUCUGUGCACCAGUCAGGAGGGAGAGCAGCUUGUACUGAAGCAGGAGACUGAUACCUUUAUGUUGACUCCUACUUAUGAGGAAAGUGACCACAGUGAAGGUCAGACUCUGAACUUCAAUCCUGAUGACGCUCUAAGUGCAGCUGAGAAAGAGUCUGUAGCCAACAUGCCAGUUAUAACCUCUGUGGAAUCAGAAGCAAACAGUGACCACCAGCUCCUCUCUCACAACUCUCAUGAAGCUGAGAGCCAAGAUCAGAAAGGAGGCGAGCAUGAAGACUCAGGAUCAACUAGAAAUGCAGAGCCAGAACCAAAGAAGAGACAACGCAAGAGCAGAAGUCACAGUAACAACGUAGACAACACUAACAUGUCAGGGAUUCACCCUUAUACUCAAACAGGUAAAAAGUCUUUCAUAUGUGACACAUGUGGGAAAGACUUUAAGUGUAAUUCAGCAUUGCAGAGACACCUGAUAGUCCACACAGGUGAAAAGCCUUAUUCUUGCAAAACAUGUGGAAAAGAUUUCCGACAUAAACAUCACCUGAAAAAUCACAUGAGAACUCACACAGGUGAGAAGUCAUAUCCUUGCAAGACCUGCGGAAAAAGUCUCCGUGAUGCUUCAGCAUUAAAAAGGCAUAUGAGAACUCACACAGGUGAGAAGCCCUAUUCCUGCAAAACAUGCGGAAAAGAUUUCCUACGUAAGGAUGUUUUCAACAUCCAUAUGAGAACCCAUACUGGUGAGAAGCCGACCAUUUGCAAGAUUUGCGGGAAAAGAUUCUAUGAUGGUUCAACAUUAAUAAAGCAUAUGAGAAUCCACACAGGUGAGAAGCCAUAUUCCUGCAAAACCUGUGGAAAAGAUUUCAGACGUAAGGAUGAUUUCAACAUCCAUAUGAGAACCCACACAGGUGACAAGCCGUACAUUUGCAAGAUAUGUGAGAAAGGAUUAUUUGAUGUUCCAACAUUAAAAAGGCAUAUGAGAAUCCAUACAGGUGAGAAGCCGUAUUCUUGUAAAACGUGUGGAAAAGAUUUUAGACAAAGUAAUGCCUUGUUGGUCCACAUGAGAACACACACAGGUGAGAAGCCUUAUUCUUGCAAAACAUGUGGAAAAGACUUUGGACGUAAAGAUAACUUGGAAAUCCAUAUGAGAAUCCACACAGGUGAGAAGCUGUAUGUUUGCAUUAACUGCAGGAAAAGACUCUGUGACGCUUCAGCUUUAGAAAACCACAUGAGAACCCACACAGGUGAGAAGCCGUAUGUUUGCAAAACAUGUGGAAAAGAGUUUGGGCAAAAUAGUAACUUGUCGGUCCACAUGAGAAGAGCCCACACAGGUGAGAAGCCGUACGUUUGCAAGACCUGCAGGAAAAGAUUCGUUGACUCUUCAGCAUUAACAAAGCAUAUGAGAAUUCACACAGGUGAGAAGCCAUAUUCUUGCAAAACAUGUGGAAAAGAUUUCAGAAUUAAGCAUGUUUUCAACAUCCACAUGAGAACCCACACAGGUGAGAAGCCGUAUGUUUGCAAAACAUGUGGAAAAGAGUUUGGGCAAAAUAGUAACUUGUCGGUGCACAUGAGAAGAGCCCACACAGGUGAGAAGCCGUACAGUUGCAAGACCUGCAGGAAAAGAUUCUUUGUCUCUUCAGCUUUAAAAAAGCAUGAGAACGCACACAGGUGAAAAGAGAUUUUCUUGCAAAUCAUGGAAAAGGUUUUGGACAAAAUAGUGUCUUGUCGGUCCAUGUGAAAAGAGAUGUUUUUAACAUUUGUAAUCUCCCAAAUCAAUGACAAAUGUGAGUUUCACAGUGAGUGGACAGUAGUGGCUGUUAAAGUAAUGAUGUGAACUUGAUGGUUGUUGGUUUUGCCAAAUGUUCCUUUUAAGUAUCAUAGAUUCACUUUUAGUUUAAAGUUUAACAAGGAGCUGAAAUCCAUGUACAGUGGGGCAAUUAAGUAUUGAACGCGACAACAUUUUUCUCAGUAAAGCUAUUUCUGAUGGGGCUGAUCGGCAUGACAUUUUCACUAGAUGUCAGUAACAUCCCAAGUAAUCCAAACAUACAAAUAUAUCAAAAUGAAUAAGUCCAUAAAUUAAGUUGUGUGUAAUAAAGUGAAAU
Molecule: messenger RNA, 2899 nt
Organism: Sander lucioperca (pikeperch)
Lineage: Eukaryota; Metazoa; Chordata; Actinopteri; Perciformes; Percidae
Product: gastrula zinc finger protein XlCGF57.1-like
Exons: 4
Coding region: 343-2469 (708 amino acids)
Biological process (GO): regulation of immune system process; regulation of cytokine production; negative regulation of transcription by RNA polymerase II
Cellular component (GO): nucleus
Molecular function (GO): RNA polymerase II cis-regulatory region sequence-specific DNA binding; DNA-binding transcription factor activity, RNA polymerase II-specific
Source: RefSeq, a predicted model, not a curated record